Messenger RNA from Triticum aestivum (bread wheat), 3558 nucleotides. RefSeq names its product probable RNA-dependent RNA polymerase 2. The record is from RefSeq and is a predicted model, not a curated record. The coding region runs from base 55 to 3525 and encodes 1156 amino acids. The transcript is spliced from 5 exons. NCBI's taxonomy places the organism in Eukaryota, Viridiplantae, Streptophyta, Magnoliopsida, Poales, Poaceae. Gene Ontology annotation, molecular function: RNA-directed RNA polymerase activity; nucleic acid binding. Gene Ontology annotation, cellular component: nuclear RNA-directed RNA polymerase complex. Gene Ontology annotation, biological process: siRNA processing.
GGAGACACAUAAACCCCUAACCUCGCCGGAGCACCAAACCCCUCUGCCCCCCCGAUGGCGACGGCGGUGUCGGCGCCCGUCUCCACGGCCACGGUUCGAGUCUCCAAUAUCCCGCCUUCCGCUGUCGCAAAGGAGCUUCUAGCCUUCUUCGAUUCCGCCGUCGCCGCUGCCGGCGCCGCGUACGCCUGCGAGAUCGCCGCCGCCCGACGCGGCUGGCUAAGUCGAUGCAUUGGGAUCGUCCAGUUCGAUUCGACCGCCGCUGCAACACUCGCCGCCGAGCUCGCCUCCUCCGGUCGCCUACCCCGCUUCCUGGGCUCCCUCCUGUCCGUCUCCCCUGCCCCCGCGGACCUUCUCCCCCGAGCGCCCGACCAUUCUCUCCGCACGGCCGACGCGCGCCUCCUCGUCGGCAACCGCAUCGCCGAGCGCGAAUUCGAGGCGGCUGAUUCUUGGGACAGCGUCCGCGUGGAGGUCAUCCCGGGGAAGCGGCGCAUAGACCUGUACCUGGAUCACGAUUCCCAGAGGUACAGGCUCGAGGACAUCAGGAACUGCUACAAGUGCAGCUUCGAUGGGGCCGGCGCCAUCUUGCUGAAGCUCAUGUAUGCACCAAGAAUAUGCACUACAAUUUCUGGGCCUGCAGUUUAUUCAAGGUUCUCAGAUGACCGCUUUCAUGCAUGCAAGGAGGAUGUGAAGUUUACCUGGGUCAGAGCACUAGAUUUUACUCCUAACCACUCUUUCGGAAAGUGUUCAACUCUCGCCCUCGUACUUGAUGAAGGUGCACCAGUGCCAUUUAUUCUCAACAGCUUACCUUUGUCAGGAGAAUUAGGGGAAUUGGUCAUUUCUUUAAUGGAAUUUGUUGGCCCGUCGUCCAAGGUGGUUCCCCUUGUUGACUGCCCGACUGGUUGUUCAGUGUCUUAUGAAGUUCUUUUUCGUGUCAAUUCUCUUGUUCACAUGGGAAAGAUAAUUGCCAAGCAUGUUAAUGCUGGUCUGUUUAAAGCUCUUGAAGAAAUUCCAGUUCAUAUUUCAAGGAGGAUUUUCGAGAAAAUGAGCAAGUUAGAGUUUACAUGCUAUGAACCUUUGGAAUUCAUCCAGAAGGAGGUUCAUAGCAGGAAGAGGAGCCACAAUGCUCUGCUGUCCAGUAAGACUGAAGGUAAAGGAAAAUUAAUGAUGUGCUACAGAAUUCACAUUACUCCAUCCAGAAUAUACUGCUUGGGACCUGAGGAAGAAGUUACAAAUUAUGUGGUUAAGCAUCAUAAAAAGUAUGCUUCUGACUUUGCUAGAGUUACUUUUGUUGAUGAAGACUGGAGUAAACUAUUUCCAGAUGCUAUCUCAGCUAGAACUGGACGAGGGUUCUUUUCCCAACCCUUGAAAACUGGCCUGUAUUAUCGCAUUUUAUCCAUCCUGAAAGAAGGAUUUUCCAUUGGUCCAAAGAAGUAUGAAUUCUUGGCCUUCUCAGCAAGUCAACUUCGUGGAAGUUCUGUUUGGAUGUUUGCUUCUAAUGAUUCCCUGAAGGCCGAGGAUAUAAGAAGGUGGAUGGGCCACUUCGAAGAAAUCCGUUCAGUAUCUAAGUGUGCGGCUAGAAUGGGCCAACUGUUCAGCUCUUCCAGACAAACAGUUGAAAUCCUACCGCGGGAUGUGGAAGAGAUUCCAGAUAUUGAAGUCACAACUGAUGGCACUAAACACAUAUUUUCUGAUGGUAUUGGGAAGAUUUCUGAGAAAUUUGCCAAAGAUGUGGCUUACGAAAUUGGAUUAGACCCUAUGAACCCUCCUUCAGCUUUUCAAAUAAGGUAUGGUGGCUACAAAGGAGUUAUUGCUGUCGACCCUGAUUCCUUUCGUCGUCUUUCUCUGCGACCUAGUAUGAAGAAAUUUGAAUCAAAGAGCACAAUGUUUAACAUUACAAGUUGGAGCAAACCCCAGCCAUGCUAUAUGAAUCGUGAAAUUAUCUCUCUCCUUUCGACUUUGGGGAUAAGAGAUGAGAUAUUUGAGUUGAUGCAACAAGAUGAUAUGCGUGAAUUAGAUGAAAUGCUGACCAACAGAGAAGCUGCUCUCUCUGUUCUGGGGAAAAUUGGUAGUACCGAAACAAAGACAGCAUCGAAAAUGUUACUGCAAGGUUAUGAACCAAGUUUAGAGCCUUACCUGUUGAUGAUUCUUAAGGCUCAUCAGGAUAAUAGGCUGACUGACAUAAGAACUAGAUGUAAGAUUCAUGUUCCAAAAGGCCGUGUUCUUAUUGGUUGUUUGGAUGAAACAGGCGAAUUAAAAUAUGGUCAAGUGUACAUCAGAAUUACAAAGAACAGCAAAGAGCAGAAGGAUAAUGGUCAACCAUAUUUUUCUAAAGAUAACAGGAAAGACAAAACAGCAGUUGUUGUUGGAAAAGUUGCAAUAUCGAAAAAUCCUUGUCUCCAUCCUGGUGACAUCAGAGUACUUGAAGCUGUCUAUGACCAUGGAUUAUAUGCUAACAACCUGGUUGAUUGUGUUGUCUUCCCUCAAAGAGGAGAAAGGCCUCAUCCAAAUGAAUGCUCCGGGGGUGAUUUGGACGGUGACCUCUAUUUUAUCACUUGGGAUGAGAAACUGAUUCCAGAGAAGGUUGAUUCACCUAUGGACUACACUGCAGCAAGGCCACGCAUAAUGGAUCAUGUUGUCACACUCGAGGAAAUCCAGAAGUACUUUGUGGAUUACAUGAUAAAUGACUCGCUCGGUGCAAUCUCAACUGCUCACUUGGUCCACGCAGACCGUCAUCCAAUGAAAGCUCGGAGCCCUGAGUGCCUCCAGCUAGCUGCUUUGCAUUCAAUGGCAGUCGACUUCGCCAAGUCAGGAGCUCCAGCUGAAAUGCCGCGGUCACUGAGACCAAGGGAAUACCCUGACUUCAUGGAACGCUGGGACAAACCAAUGUACAUCUCCAAUGGAGCUCUCGGCAAGCUCUACCGGGCGGCUGCGAGUCAGAUGCAGAGCUCUCCUGCUCCUUCCUUUGCUCAGCCAAAUCCUGUGUUUGAUCCUGACCUCGAGGUCCCUGGCUUUGAGGAGUUCCUGGAGUCCGCAGAGGAGUGCUACGACCUGUACGUGGAGAAGCUGACCGCCCUGAUGGGCCACUACGGCGCGGAGCAAGAAGACGAGAUCCUGACCGGCAACAUCCGGAACAGGCUCCUGUACCUGAAGAAGGACAACAAGCGGUACUUUGAGAUGAAGGAUCGCAUCAUCGACUCGGUCGAGGGCCUGCACAAGGAGGCGAGGGGCUGGUUCACGUCCCGCCCAAAGGCGGAGGCGUCGAGGAGGGCGUCGGCGUGGUACCGCGUGACCUAUCACCCCGACCACCGGCGGCGGGAGAAGAAGUGGUUCUGGAGCUUCCCGUGGAUCAUCUGUGACGAGCUGCUGAAGAUCAAGGAGUCGAAUAACGGCGAUGGACUGCAGCGCCGCCUGACUCGUCCGGCCAAAACUGGACAGGGAUGGAGCAGCGGAAGGGGAUGGCGUGCUGUAGCUGUACUACCUGAUAGAGACAUUCCAGAGUUCUACGCCCACUACGGUGAUAAAUAAAUAAAUACAAGGGCCUGACAGCGAAAGACCACA